CUACUUAAAAUUGUGGUUAACGGCCCAAAUACUCUUAGUUGGGCUUGGUCUGUACAAUUUUUUUCGUACGAAAAAGGGCCGAGGUUUCGAAAAGUCAGCGGCGGGAGCGGAUUACAUUACAGUACACCGUCGUGUUUGGCAACCACAGAGGGCAGGAAGAAGUGUGCCAAGAUCGAGUCUCCAAUUAUUUUCUACUUCUCCUCCGACGAAAGCUUCUCCGGUGGAUUCUAGUCUCUGAUCAUCUUCGGCAUCGAUUUCCGGCCAGGUUCUUCUCUCUUUCUCUCUUGUGUGCGUUUUCCUUUCCAUUUCUGAAGUAUGAUCGUCGCCGGAGAUGGACUCCUCGAGUUACGAUUGAGUACAUCGAUUUUCAAUUUUAUCUGGAUUAGUUCUUGUGAGCCAAACUUUAUCUAUAACCAAAACCGUUACGAGAGGUCCUUCUUUUAGUUUCUAGUUGACUGAUCAAGAAUUCUAAUUCGGUAAAUCGGAGAACAAUUACCAAUCCCAUCUGAGUUUCGUGGACGAGCCUCCUUUAUUAUUUGUGCACAGGAGCUCGUUCUCAGUCUGUUCUUUCUUCUUCCGUUAUCUGAUCAAGAAUAUGAAUCUGAUUUGAACGAUCAGCCAUUCCAGAGUUGCAAGAUGAUACAAGAUUUUGCUUCCUGAAUCUAUUUAUUUAGAAUGAUUGAGUGAUUGAUCAGUAGUAGCAAUAUGACUUCCUCCAAGUAUGGGUUUAAUCAAUGCUUGUUGAAGUGCUCUCUUACCUGGUCUAUUUCAUUAUGUAGCUUGAGGUAGGUUGGAAUCAGGACACAUCUUCUAUCCCGACUGUCUUGGUACGGUAGCAAUGGAAGGUGAUGUAGUGAAGGCUGAAUCACCUAGAAGAGUAUGGGUACCAGAAACAAAGAUCGAGUCGAAAAUGCUUGAUGCCAUGAAGCAGAGAGGAGCUGCGGGAUGUUCCUUGAGAUCAUUCAACAGCAUACUCUUGAAGUUCCCCAAGAUUGACAAUAGCUUAAAGAAAUGCAAAGCCAUCUUUGAGCAAUUCGAUUUGGACUCCAAUGGCACCAUUGAUCAUGAAGAGCUGAGAAAGUGCUUCAACAAGCUGGAAAUCUCUUUCACUGAAGAGGAGAUCAAUGAUCUCUUUGCGGCCUGCGAUAUUAAUGACGACUAUGGAAUGAACUUCCAUGAGUUCAUAGUACUUCUGUGCCUGGUGUAUCUUCUCAAGGCUGCUGCUGUUGCUGCUGAUCCUAACAAACCGAAGAUGGGGAUGCCAAACUUGGAGGGUGCCUUCGAAACAUUGGUCGAUGCAUUUGUGUUCUUCGACAAGAACAUGGAUGGCUACGUGAGCAAGAAUGAGCUGAUACAAGCUAUACAGGACUCUGGGGAACGUGCUGCUGGACGAAUAGCCUUGAAGAGAUUUGAGGAGAUGGACUGGGAUAAAAAUGGGAUGGUGAACAUCAAGGAGUUUCUGUUUGCUUUUACUAAGUGGGUUGGCAUUGAUGAUGAUGACGAUGACGACGAAGAUGAUGAUAAUGCUAAGGAUGAUGAAUGAAGGACAGAGAUGCAAAGAAUGCCUCUCUGCCUCCAUGGUUCAGAAGAGCUACUUGCUGCUAUCGAUUACAUGUAGCCGUGCAGUAAUAAUAUAGUGAUUGAGCUUGU
Linum trigynum is the source of this 1650-nucleotide messenger RNA. Lineage: Eukaryota; Viridiplantae; Streptophyta; Magnoliopsida; Malpighiales; Linaceae. The record is from the annotation of a GenBank genome assembly.